AUGAAUGAUCGAAUCAGUCGCCCUGUGAAAGCUGCCUGUCUAGCCUGUCGCGCUUCGAAAACACGCUGUGAUGGACAAAACCCGUGCCGACCGUGCAUCUUAAAAGAUCGAAUUUGCACCUACAGACCCAGUAGAAGGGGCGGGCCACGUCGGGGUCUUCGACGGUCGGCUGUCGAGUCACCGCUACCACCGUCACAGGCCGCAGCAAUAAUCCACGCUCCGCAGUCUACGCCUUCACUGACAGAUGAGUCCACUCUCACGCCGGUGGACUCCAAUCUCUGGAAUUCCGCGACCUCUUUUUCUUCUCUUGGCAGGAACCAGGAUUCAAAUCGAGCCCUGAAAGACGUUUGGUCCCCUCCGCAUACGGAGACACAGAGCGAACUCCAAGGGCCGGUUCUACGGGUCUAUGCGUCCGAAGAAGAAAUACAAUCCACACGUCUUCCAGCCCUCACAUGGAGUGGUCGGCACAGUGGAGCUAUCCUGUCUGCCCUACCAGCCGACAUCCUCGCUGAGCCUAGCCUUAUCUGCCAUUCUGGCCAUGUACCACCUCCCCAAGAUCGGAAUCAAUCCGAGCCCUGCAGUGUGUGGCUACGACGAUCUUACGCACAUCUCUUUGCACAAGCCGCUCUCCGCAUGGCAGAGAAGGAGAUCGAGGACUUUUCAGGCGGCUGGACAAGCUCCGAUGGUUUGGCAGAAGGCCGAACUUUCCAUCCGCAAUUACCGACGCAGUUGCAUCCGAUUCUGGCUCUGGUCGUCCUCAGUGUAUAUGACUUGUGUCAAUGUGGCAAUAGAUCACGCAUGCGAAUGCGGGCUAAUCAAGCCAUCACCACAGCCAUGGAUUAUUCGCUUCACCAGCUCGACCAGAACGCAACAGAAGCAGAGCGUCGAGCAUGGUGGACUGCGGUCAUCGUCAUGUACCAUUCAUCGGCCUGCAAUGACUCGUCACCCAUCAUCAGCAUCAGUGAUUCGAGAAUAACCACUCCAUAUCCCAGAUUUGAUAUCCAGCGUAAAGUCUCAGAGCCUUGGUCGCUCUUAUUGAAAGCCCAGGAUGCCAUCGUCUCCGUCUGCGCUGUUAUGCGUCCACUAACUGCGAAGAGCCAAAACGGCUCACCGGCACUGGAUCUCCGGGAGCAGGCUUGUCGCCUUGACAGACACACACUAUCAUUAGCGGCGGAUUGUGACCUGGAGCCGGGAACAGUGGAAAAUGACCAAGCCGAAAACCUGGCCGUGUUGAGCCUUUGGAAGACUGCUUGUGCCAUGACUCAUACGGCUCGAGUUAGGCUCCAUCGUUACAGAGCCUUCUCCGACAUUCCCAUCUUUCUGGAGAAGCAUUGCGACCUUACUUUUCUCAAGCUGGAUGCUUUUCCAUCGCAGACCGCCUCGUUUGCGGCGCCGCCGGAUCUAGAUUCGAUCUUCCCCUUCACCCAGAACGAGUCAUCGAUCAUCUGCUUAAAGUCGUCCCUUGCUAUUUCGCGUGCCCUAGCAGGCCUACCCCACUCAGGACUCUUGCCUCUGGGUACAGUACAGAUGGACGAACGAAGGAUGGGCUCUAACACCGCAAGGUACACCGGAUCUCUGCCGUUUUUUAAAUGUGCCGCGAUGCAGGCCUCCUACGUGUUGUAUAUGUUGAUGCACCGGGUCCGGGCGGCGCUCUCAUCAAAACGCCUUUCGGUCUGCUAUCCGCUUCUAAACCACCCGGAGCCCGUGACCGAAGUUCAAGACGCAAACCGAUUGAUAGAGGAGCUCCGCAACGGGGCUCAUUCUCUGAUUGUCUGCAUGAAGCGGGACUUGAUAUUUGAAGGUAUUGGCGGCAUGAUACGUGAUCUUGACGCAGCCUAUUUCUCUCUUUUCCCACACUAA
Aspergillus thermomutatus is the source of this 1860-nucleotide messenger RNA. RefSeq names its product Zn(II)2Cys6 transcription factor domain-containing protein. NCBI's taxonomy places the organism in Eukaryota, Fungi, Ascomycota, Eurotiomycetes, Eurotiales, Aspergillaceae. Bases 1 to 1860 code for a protein of 619 amino acids. The record is from RefSeq and is a predicted model, not a curated record. The transcript is spliced from 8 exons. Gene Ontology annotation, biological process: regulation of DNA-templated transcription. Gene Ontology annotation, molecular function: zinc ion binding; DNA-binding transcription factor activity, RNA polymerase II-specific.